AGACCUCCUUAUAGUGCCACUCCUUAUGUGAUUAUGGGGACCAGUUACAUUUAAACUGCCACAAUGAGUUUUUGUUAAGCUUGGUGAUCUCCCCUUUCCUUUUUUACUUUCCUUUUAAAGCUUCUCACCAAAGGACAUGGAUGAAAAUGAAAACAGUCAGUCUUCAACUACAAGCUAUCAAUAUCCUAAAGAAACAGUAAGGAAGCGCCAAAAUUCAGUACAGAAUUCAGGAGGAAGUGUGUCUUCUAGGUUUUCCAGGAAAAGCUUCAAACUGGAUUAUAGACUAGAAGAAGACGUAACUAAAUCGAAGAAAGGAAAAGAUGGGAGAUUUGUUAACCCAUGGCCGACAUGGAAAAACAUCUCUAUCUCAAAUGUUUUUAGAUGGCUGAUAAUGGAGAAAGACCACAGCAGUGUUCCGGUUUCCAAAGAGGAACUUGACAAAGAACUCCCAGUGCUUAAGCCAUAUUUUAUCAGUGACCCCAAAGAAGCUGGAGUGACAGAGGCUGGCUUGAGAGUCACAUGGUUGGGACACGCAACGCUGAUGGUGGAGAUGGAUGAGCUCAUAUUCCUUACAGAUCCCAUGUUUAGUUCCCGGGCCUCUCCCUCACAGUACAUGGGUCCAAAGCGGUUUUGCGGUCCCCCGUGUACAAUAAGUGAACUCCCCCCAAUAGAUGCUGUUCUUAUUAGUCACAACCACUACGACCACCUGGACUAUGGCUCUGUCCUCGCUUUGAAUGAGCGCUUUGGCAGUGAGCUGAGAUGGUUUGUGCCUCUGGGGCUUCUCGACUGGAUGCAGAAAUGUGGCUGUGAGAACGUGAUUGAGCUGGACUGGUGGGAGGAGAAUUGCGUCCCUGGCCAUGAUAAGGUCACCUUUGUCUUCACACCUUCCCAACACUGGAGUAAAAGGACCCUCAUGGAUGACAACAAGGUUCUGUGGGGCAGCUGGUCUGUGUUGGGGCCUUGGAAUCGAUUCUUCUUUGCGGGGGAUACUGGUUACUGCCCUGCGUUUGAAGAGAUAGGAAAGAGGUUUGGUCCCUUUGACCUGGCAGCUAUUCCCAUUGGAGCUUAUGAGCCAAGGUGGUUUAUGAAAUACCAGCAUGUAGACCCAGAAGAUGCUGUAAGGAUUCAUAUUGAUGUUCAAACCAAGAAAUCUGUGGCAAUUCACUGGGGAACGUUUGCCUUAGCUAAUGAGCAUUACUUAGAACCUCCAGUGAAACUGAAUGAAGCUCUAGAAAGAUAUGGACUUAAAAGUGAAGAUUUCUUUGUCCUGAAGCACGGCGAAUCAAGAUACUUGAAUAAUGAUAAAGCUUUUGAAGAAACAUGAAAAUGGGAAUUUUCAGUGAAAACAAAUAGAAGACUAAGAAACUCUCAAAUACUCUGACAUUUUUCACAUAGAAACAACUUCUGAGCGUGUGUUCUGUUUUGCAUUAUAACUUGCCAAUGAUAAGACUCACUUAUAUAAACUGUGUGAGUCCAGAGAGGGUUAUUUAAAGAAUUGUCCAAUGCAGACUUAAAAAAAAAAACACAUACCAAUGACACAAACAUUGCAAUAUGUUAGUUUUUAUUAAAACACUACAUUUUAGUGGUGGUAGGUUUCUGAGGUGGUGGAAAGCUGACAUUAAGGUUUCAUUUCUUUUUCUGUUAUUCAGGGCUUUCUACAAAGGAGUCAAGCUUACCUACCUACUGAGCUUUUUCAGACACACACACCUUUCUUAUACUCAUAUUGUCAUGAUAAACGUGACUUCCACAUCUGAGUGCACAUUCAGUUUUUGUCAUCAGGAUGAGCUGCUGGUCAUGGUGAUGCAUGCCUACAAGCCCAGCACUCAGAGGAUGAGGCAGAUAGAUCACAAGUUCAAAGCAACCCAAGCUACAGGGAAGACCCUGUCUCAAGAGGAAAUAUAAGCUUACAUGCAAAAUGUUAAGUGAUUUAUUUUGUUAAGCAUGAGAACGUAGGUGUUUGAGCUAAAUUAUCAUUUAAAAUUUUUUAUUGUGGAUAAAUAUACAUUGCAUAAAAUUAUUUUAACUAUAGUGAAAAGAAGCUCCUUGGCAUGAAGUAUUCCAGUUCUUGUACCUCAAUGAGUAACUUUAACUUAAAUUUCUCAGAGGGCAGGCAACAUCUACCCAGCGGCAUGCCCACGUUAAAAGCUCAUGGGUGGAGAAGAGAACAAUGUGGUUUGGAGAUGGAGGAGAAGUUUAAAUUAAGCCAGACACUGCUAGGCACAGUUGCAACUACAGUGGAGUGUCUCACAUAUCCUAAAUUCGAUACCUCAUGUGCUUGGAACUAGGUUUUAUUUUCAUUUUCCAUGAGUGCGCGCGCACACACACACACACACACACACACACUUUUUCCUGUUCUCUCUGAGCUCUAACCCCAAAUAUAUCAGUAAGAUUUGUAAGUAUGUUUUACAUGACUUGGAUGUAUUAUAUAUUUUUAUAUUAAAUAACCUAUAAGCACAAAUGUACCAUUUAGUAAGCCAUUGUGAAAUUACAGGAGUUGUUUUCAA
This is a messenger RNA of Cricetulus griseus (Chinese hamster), 2504 nucleotides long. The record is from RefSeq and is a predicted model, not a curated record. Lineage: Eukaryota; Metazoa; Chordata; Mammalia; Rodentia; Cricetidae.